CCGCCUCGCCUCGGUGUUGUCGUUUGUGCUCCGACUCCAGGCAGUGGGGGUCGGUGAGGAGAUUCAAUCAUGAAGUCGCGGUAGGGACUGCUCCCGCAGCGACGCGGCUGGCGAGCGUAUUUGUGUUGCGGGGUCAGGCUUCCAGUAUGCGGGCCUCUCCUGUUGCGGAGCACAGGCUCCGGACGCGUAGGCUCAGCGGCCAUGGCUCACGGGCCUAGCCGCUCCGCGGCAUGUGGGAUCUUCCCGGACCAGGGCACAAACCCAUGUCCCAUGCAUCAGCAGGCGGACUCUCAACCACUGCUCCACCAGGGAAGCCCGUGGACGAAUCUUAAAGACAUGCUAAGUGAAAUAAGCCAGACAUAAAUAGACAUAAAGUGAUUUUACAGCGAGAUGCUGCUCUCCAUCGGGAUGCUCAUGCUGUCGGCCACACAAGUCUAUACCAUCUUGACUGUCCAGCUCUUUGCAUUCCUAAACCUACUGCCUGUAGAAGCGGACAUUUUAGCAUAUAAUUUUGAAAACGUGUCUCAGACAUUUGAUGACCUUCCAGCAAGAUUUGGUUAUAGACUUCCAGCUGAAGGUUUAAAGGGCUUUUUGAUUAACUCAAAACCAGAGAAUGCCUGUGAACCCAUAGUGCCUCCGCCACUAAGAGACAAUUCAUCUGGCACUUUCAUCGUGUUGAUUAGAAGACUUGAUUGUAAUUUUGAUGAAAAGGUUUUAAAUGCACAGAGAGCAGGAUACAAAGCAGCCAUAGUUCACAAUGUUGAUUCUGAUGACCUCAUUAGCAUGGGAUCCAACGACAUUGAGGUACUAAAGAAAAUUGACAUUCCAUCUGUCUUUAUUGGCGAAUCAUCAGCUAAUUCCCUGAAAGAUGAGUUCACGUAUGAAAAAGGGGGCCACAUUAUCUUAGUUCCAGAAUUUAGCCUUCCUCUGGAAUACUACUUAAUCCCCUUCCUUAUCAUAGUGGGCAUCUGUCUCAUCUUGAUAGUCAUUUUCAUGAUCACAAAAUUUGUCCAGGAUAGACAUAGAGCUAGAAGAAACAGACUUCGUAAAGAUCAACUUAAGAAACUCCCUAUACAUAAAUUCAAAAAAGGAGAUGAGUAUGAUGUAUGUGCCAUUUGUUUGGAUGAAUAUGAAGAUGGAGACAAGCUCAGAAUCCUUCCGUGUUCCCAUGCUUAUCAUUGCAAGUGUGUAGAUCCUUGGCUAACUAAAACCAAAAAAACCUGUCCAGUCUGCAAGCAAAAAGUUGUUCCUUCUCAAGGCGAUUCAGACUCUGACACAGAUAGUAGUCAAGAAGAAAAUGAAGUGUCAGAACAUACCCCUUUACUCAGACCUUUGGCUUCUGUCAGCACCCAGUCAUUUGGGGCUUUGUCGGAAUCCCGCUCACAUCAGAACAUGACAGAAUCUUCAGACUAUGAGGAAGAGGACAAUGAAGAUACCGACAGUAGUGAUGCAGAAAAUGAAAUCAAUGAACAGAGUGUUGUGGUCCAACUGCAGCCUGAUGGUGAACAGGAUUACAACAUGGCAAACACUGUUUGACCUUCAGAGGGUAUUGGGUUAUUUCCCUUUAAAAUGUUUAUUUAGGCAUAUAGUGUUUUUGCUCCCUUUAGAGAUUUCUGUAGAAAUAACUUAUUUUUUAGUAUUCUACAGGUUAAUCAAAUUACUGAAACAGGUUUUUUUGAUCUGGUAUUUAUCUGCAGGAGUGUACUUCGUUUCACUAAUAACUAAUAUAGACUGGUGCUGUAACUCAAGCAUCAAAUCAACUCUUUUGGAAUGAAAUAUAGCCAAAACAUUAAAAAAAAAAUUCCUCACUAUAGCUUACAAUUAAAACCUAGAUCACAGUAUGCAACUGUUUCAUGUUUUUACACACAAGGUCAGUGCUGUGGCCACCUAGCAUGAGCUAAGCCAACCCCCAUCUCCAUAGAGUUACCUAAAGCUGUUGAGCUGGAAUAUGCUUGUUCUGGCGUUUCUGCCGUCAUUGAGUGAGAGGCGACAAGGUAAGUUAGCAUUUUUCUUCCUAUCAAUCAGCACCACGGAGACGCAAAGCUGUCUUUUUCCUUUCUAUUGCCAAGUAGUCUUAUCCUGAUAGGAACAGUCUGUACUAGGGCAGAUUGCAAAAGGUUUUUUUUUUUUUAAGGUUU
Messenger RNA from Globicephala melas (long-finned pilot whale), 2138 nucleotides. RefSeq names its product ring finger protein 13 (gene RNF13). The record is from RefSeq and is a predicted model, not a curated record. Gene Ontology annotation, molecular function: ubiquitin protein ligase activity. Gene Ontology annotation, biological process: ubiquitin-dependent protein catabolic process. Gene Ontology annotation, cellular component: lysosomal membrane. NCBI's taxonomy places the organism in Eukaryota, Metazoa, Chordata, Mammalia, Artiodactyla, Delphinidae.